Molecule: messenger RNA, 2717 nt
Organism: Hylaeus anthracinus
Lineage: Eukaryota; Metazoa; Arthropoda; Insecta; Hymenoptera; Colletidae
Product: sarcoplasmic reticulum histidine-rich calcium-binding protein-like
Exons: 2
Coding region: 1-1797 (598 amino acids)
Source: RefSeq, a predicted model, not a curated record
AUGGCGACGAUGGCGUUGGUCUCAGCCAUCGGUCUGCUGCCGGUGCUGCUGAUGGUGAUGCUGCUGACAGUCGUGGCUGGCCAACAUUUGAAACCAUUGGAUGAGAAUCGACCGCAAUUGCAACCGACCAACCAGAAAUUAGCCGAUUUCGUCAAGGUCCCGCGACAAUUGCUACCGUCUCGUCUGUUACCGCACCGUGACUUCGGGAACACGCUCUCGAGCACCGAGAGACAUCUCCGGAAACGAGAAUUAGGUGACCUUGCAGCAAAUUUCCAACCGCUAACGCUGCCCCUGGUCGUUGGAGCACCCUUGCCGCUCCAUCGAACUGUUUUCGAGCCGAGCACCAAGACCAACCGCGGUGUCGGUGUCGGUGUCGAUGUCGGUCGCGUUAACGAACCGACGACGGGGACGGCGACGCCGAUAAAACACGCGAUCGAACCUCGCGUUACCUUUGUCGGACCACAGAUCGUUCCCACGCAACGAAGAAUAUACGACAAUCACCGCGCGGCUUCCUUUUAUCAUAGCCACGGUCAUCGUCACGGGCAUCACGCUCAUCACGAUCAUCAUGCGAAACAUAAACACGAUCACGGUCACAAACACCAUCACGAUCACGAACACAAACACGGACACGAGCAUCACAGCGAGCACAAGCAUCACGAGGAGCAUAAGCAGCAUCACGAUCACCAUCAUCAUCACGGACACGAUCACCAUCACGGUCACAAGCAUCACGAGGAUCACAAACAUCAUCACGGUCACGAGCAUAAACACGAACACAAGCACGGCCACGAUCACAAGCAUCACGGACAACACCAUCAUCAUCAUGGUCAUCAACAUCACUCGAAACACGAGCAUCACGAAGAACACAAACAUCACGCCGAGCAUCAUCACCACCACAAGCACCAUCAUCACAACGAGCACCACCACCAUCACGAACAUCACCACGUUAACGAACAUCAUCAUCAUCAUACGCACAAGGAAACCGAAAAUCACCACCACCAUCACGGUCACGAACACAAGGAGGAACACAAACACGGCCACAAGGAGGAGCACAAGCAUCACCAUGGACACGAGCACAAACACGGACAUCACGAGGAUCAUCACCACGGUCAUCACGAGGACCAUCAUCACAAACACGGCCAUGAACACAAGCACGGUCACCACGAGGAUCAUCAUCACAAGCACGGCCACGAGCACAAACACGAACAUCACGAGCAACACCAUCACGGCCAUCACGAGGAUCACAAGCACGACCAUCACGAGGAUCAUCACCACAAACACGGUCACGAGCACAAGCAUGGCCACAAAGAGGAACAUCAUCACGGUCACCACGAGGAUCAUCACCACGGUCACCAUCAGGAUCACAAACAUCAUCAUCACGAGCAUCACAAGCACGGCCAUGAACACAAGGAGGAGCACAAGCACGGCCACGAUCACAAGCAUCAUCACGAUCAUCACGAGGAACAUAAACAUCACGAACACCAUAAACACCACGCAUCCCACGAGCAUAAACAUGACCACUCCCACGAGGAAGCUCACAAGCACGUCGACGAACAUCGUCACGAAACCCACCACAAACAUCACGAAAAUCAUCAUCACUCCUCUUACGAAGGACACGGCCACGAACAUUUCAAAGGACUCGGACAUUACUUUGAUGCAUCUCAGAAUCACGAGGAGUACGUGUUUCCGGAAGAAAGCGAAACGAUCGUUGCUAGCCCACCGGUCAACGAUAUUCUUAAAAUUAAGAAAGACCCGGAACUGUCGCCGACCGUCGAACAAACGGCACCAGGUCAAGCCUAACGGUAACGGUAUAUAGUAAUAUAAUAUACAAUAAUAUAUGAAAGCUGGAUCGCGGUAUCCGAGUUCAUCGCGUUCUUAAAGAGAGCUACGAUACGAUCAGAAUGGGAAACUCAUCGACGGAUGUGCCCAAUCAGCAAAGAGACGGCCCAGGCAAAGAGAACGACGCCGAUGCCAACGCUUACGCCCUACGCCAACGUCGGCGUCGCGAUGAAAAUUACGGCCGGAUGGCUGUGCGCAGAAUCGCACAACGAUCAACGUCCCAGCGUGUGCAAUCCCGCACAGUCGCGAAAACGUGGCGGAAACUCGGUAAUCGUGCUGCUUAUUUAUUAUUUUCCCACACAAUUAGUUGAAACUCGUGCAAACGAAUGCACGAAAGUUAAGAAAAAGAAAAUAAAAAAAAUAAAAAAACUCAUUUAAACUUUACAUUUAUAAAUGUUUAUAUUUACUUAUGUUUUUAUAUCCGCUAUACUUCAAAUCCCACAGACCUGCAAACUUUUCAGAAAAUUAACAUUUUCGUCUUACCGAAAUUUUCUUGUAAGCCAUAACGUAAAUUCAACAAUUUGGAAAUUGUUCCUCGUUAGUCAGCCUCGAUUGUAUCUUUGUUGACAACUCUGAAAUAUAAAGUUUUCUCAAGUUUACGAUCGACCCCGUGCCUCUAUUAAGCCCUUCCCGGCUCGGUAGCAAAACUCCGAUAGAAGGAACGGUCCGAUUCUAGUUUCGAACUGCGACAACGUUUAAACUUUGCUCUCGAGAUGUUGAAAUUCCGACAGAAAAUGGAAAUCUUUCGUCCAGCGAGAAUUCACGAGGGAAAUAAACCAAAAGCUCGACGUGGUAAAUAUGUAAGGCCCGUUUAAUGAAAAGUCCGAAAGGUAAGGCUCGAGUCGGAACAACUAUUACGGUGUUUCUAAUAGCGAAAGACC